Abrus precatorius (Indian licorice) is the source of this 2285-nucleotide messenger RNA. Its product is annotated as probable arabinosyltransferase ARAD1. Bases 274 to 1755 code for a protein of 493 amino acids. The record is from RefSeq and is a predicted model, not a curated record. NCBI's taxonomy places the organism in Eukaryota, Viridiplantae, Streptophyta, Magnoliopsida, Fabales, Fabaceae. The transcript has 3 exons. Gene Ontology annotation, molecular function: glycosyltransferase activity.
AUGUCAUGUGAGGUGAGGUAGCUUUCUGAUGAAUUAUUUACCUAAAAAAGCUCCCCAAUGACACAAUGAUCGUAGCCGUUUGAUUGGACCCUGGCAUCUCCCAUCUUACAAACACAAGAAGGAACGAAGGAAUGCAAUAAAAUGAGAUUAACGGAAGGUGGAAAAUGGAAUUUGCUUGAUCCAUAACCAUAGAUAGGUUGUUGUAAACUGUAAAGGAAUAAGUGGAUCCACUUGCCCGUACGCGUAGUGUGUAGUCGUAUAAAUUGUUUUGUUAUGCGUACAUUUACAAAGGGAAAGAAAGUGGCGAUGCCGUAUGCCAAAAACAUGAACGAAGAAGGACCAACCAAAGCCAAAGGCAGAAAGCCCAAACCCGGUUUUCUCUCGCGUUUCUGCAACACUUCCCAAACACUCAUUUCCACGAUGCCCAGAAAACCCCUUCUCAAGCAAACCCUUGCAACCUUCCUUAUCGUCUUUGCCCUCUAUGUCAUCUUCAAUUCCUUCUUCCACACCACCGAUUCCUUCGCCUUCGACUCAAUCAACUCCGCCACCACUUCCUCCGUCGUAUUCGCCACCGGCGUCUCCAAAUUCCCCGCUGUCAAGGUCUUCCUCUACGAUCUCCCCCGCAGGUUCACCUACGGCGUCAUCCACCACCAUGGCCUCGCGCGUGGCUCACACGCCAACCCCGAUGACGUGUCAUCCCUUAAGUACCCCGGCCACCAGCACAUGGCCGAGUGGUACCUCUAUUCGGAUCUCGCCCGACCCGAAUCCGAACGUGCGGGUUCAGCUGUGGUUCGGGUAAAGGAUCCAGAGGAAGCCGACUUGUUUUUCGUGCCGUUUUUCUCGUCGCUGAGUUUGAUCGUGAACCCUGUUCGACCGGCAGGUUCAGGUUCGGAGAAACCGGUUUACAGCGACGAGGAGAACCAGGAGGCGCUGGUGAAGUGGCUGGAGGGGCAAGAGUAUUGGAAGAGGAGCAAAGGGAGGGAUCACGUGAUCGUUGCCUCGGAUCCGAAUGCAAUGUAUCGGGUCAUCGAUCGGGUAAAAAAUUGCGUGUUGCUUGUAUCAGAUUUCGGGCGGUUGCGACCCGACCAGGGAUCGCUGGUGAAGGACGUAAUUGUGCCCUACUCGCAUCGUAUCAGAACGUAUGAGGGGGACGUUGGUGUGGAUAAUCGCAACACCUUGUUGUUUUUCAUGGGGAAUCGAUAUCGCAAAGAGGGAGGGAAAAUCCGUGAUAUACUCUUUCAAAUUCUAGAAAAUGAAAAGGAUGUCAUAAUAAAGCAUGGAGCACAAUCCAGAGAGAGUCGACGAGCAGCUUCACAAGGAAUGCAUACAUCAAAGUUCUGUUUACAUCCUGCAGGAGAUACACCAUCAGCCUGCCGACUGUUUGAUGCUAUAGUUAGCUUGUGCAUCCCAGUGAUUGUCAGCGAUAGUAUCGAGUUGCCUUUUGAAGAUACUAUAGAUUAUAGAAAGAUUGCUGUAUUUGUAGAAACUGCUUCUGCUAUUAAGUCAGGAUAUUUGGUGUCAAAAUUGAGAGCGGUGACCCCAGAUAGAAUCUUGGAAUAUCAGAAAGAGCUAAAAGAGGUUAAGCGAUACUUUGAGUAUGAUGAUCCUCAUGGGACAGUUAAUGAGAUUUGGCGCCAAGUUUCAAAGAAACUGCCCUUGAUUAAAUUGAUGAUUAACCGUGAGAAAAGGCUGUUUGGAAAUGAAGCGGAGUGCUCUUGCAUAUGUACAAACCAGACUGCGAUUAGAACCCUAUAGAACUUUUCUCAUCAUCAGGUUUGAAAUUCCAUGAAAUCUGCGGCUCAGUUUUGUCAGGAGAUUUUGAGGCGAUGAGGACAUUUAAUUCAAGGAUAAUGAUAGUCGUAAAUAUGGUUUCUCUCAUUUUUCACACAUGGGUGACUUGAAGAAACAACUUGAGAAUCUCAAUUUACUCAACAAACUCAUUCCCCUGAAAAGUUUAUGUCACGCAUAUGUGAGAUAUGCAAGAGAAGCUGGUUGUGUAACUGUCAAAAUACUCAUUACAUUAUUAAUCCUUCGUGGUAUUACGGGGCUUGACCCAAAUCUGAUAUAUCUUGAAGUUGUGCAUAGCUUUGUCACCUGCCAUGUACGAGUAUACCUAACGCCUUCCGUUGUAGAUUCCAUAAGCCCCACAUAAGUUUACGCAUUGAGACUAGACUCAGAAGGAUACCGGGAUUGAAUUGUACAGGAUGAUACAAAAGCAUAAUUAUUUUGAUUCUUUUACAUCAUAAUAUAUAUCCCUUUCCUUGUUCUUUUGUUGUAUAUAUACA